This is a messenger RNA of Penicillium vulpinum, 3198 nucleotides long. RefSeq lists its product as uncharacterized. The annotation marks the transcript as partial. Lineage: Eukaryota; Fungi; Ascomycota; Eurotiomycetes; Eurotiales; Aspergillaceae. The transcript is spliced from 3 exons. Gene Ontology annotation, biological process: coenzyme A biosynthetic process. Gene Ontology annotation, cellular component: phosphopantothenoylcysteine decarboxylase complex. The record is from RefSeq and is a predicted model, not a curated record. Gene Ontology annotation, molecular function: phosphopantothenoylcysteine decarboxylase activity; FMN binding.
AUGGAGGUGGAUGCAGACUGUGAGGAACCGGCGAUUGGUAACAAAGCGGUGGAAAAUGCGACAUCAUCGCAUCCUCGGCGCCGCCGAUUGCUCUUGUCGACCGAUAGUGCUUUCGCUAGCACCGUCCUCCCGUCCCUCGUUCAGAACCCAUACAUCGAGCUGCGACUGAUCACAGAUGAACCUUCGGCUUUACUCACGGGUACCAACAAGAUCCCUCACUACAUGGAUACGGUCGACAGCCAAACAUUCGAUAAGAAGACCUGCGCGCGGAACUGGCUUAAGGCGAAAACAGCGGAGCUAUGUGAAUGGGCGGACAUGCUGUUGGUUGCGCCCAUCGAUGCCGGAGUCCUGGGGGCGAUGUUGGCUGGCUUGACAAAUACCUUGACGUUGGCGCUCCUUCGUGGCUGGGUAUCGAAGAAACCUGUGGUUCUAAUUCCAGGAAUGACAGUGUCAGAAUGGGAUCACCCGCUCAGCGCUCGGCAACUCGAUGAAAUCAGUCGUUUUUGGCCUUGGAUUCGCAUUGUGAAGCCUGUGCUCUGGAAGUCAAGCGGGCCCGAAGACCUGACGAUACUACCAUGGGACGGCCUGAACGACUUACACCAGACACUGGAGACAACAUUGAAAUUACCGCCGUGGGAAGCUACCCUGUCGACCAGAGCAGUCACUCAUGGCGCCGCGGUCCCGGCUAAGACUGCAUCAAAAUCUACAUCUGGAAAUGCCACCGGCUCCACGCCAGAAACGAAACAUGCAGGCAAUGCUGAUUUUUUACCACUUGAAAUCUGGCUGAAUGUCUUUGAAGAUCAACUACGAGAUUGGGAAACAGCGAAAGCUGUGGGCAUUCCAACUCAUCUUCCUGUCCCCCAAGAAUGGCAGAAUCAUCUACCAAAAAUGUCUACACCGGCCACACUCGAAUAUACUAUCUUGCGAGGAUCCUUCGCUGCAAUCAAAAAGCGCAUUGAUGCACUGCCUCGUUGGAAACCACUCUCCGACCUCGCUUGCCACAUCAUUGUCAAAUUCUCCCGCACCGACAUCCUUUCUUAUCUCACCGAAAACCACCUAGAUCUCCUCUGGACAACCUCUCGACUCACAAAUAUUCCAUACCGAGCAUCUGCAAUCUACGGCAACCCGAGUGUAUUAACAUGGUGGCGCGAUGCGCCCGCCCUCCCGAACAAAGAAUACAUGGCUGACGCCAUGGACGGCGCCUCCCGAGCCGGCUUUGUCGACGUACUAGAUUGGUGGCUCCACUCCGGGCUCCCGCUACGAUACAGCGAGCGUGCCCUCGAAGCUGCUAGCGCCGAAGGUCGAGUCGCGGUUCUCGACUGGUGGAAAACCGCAUCCGCGAACGCCCCAAAGUCCAACCCCUUACCUCUCAAAGUCGGCAAAUCCGUCCUGCUCGCAGCGCAGUCAGGCCGCACCGCAUCUCUUGCUUGGUGGGAUGCAUCAGGGAUUCCUUACAGCCACGCGGAGAACGUUGCCCGCAUCGCGAGCACGCAUGGCCACGUCCAUGUCCUCGAAUUCUGGUAUAAACUCAAGGGCCCAAAGAUGAUCUUCGAUAACCAGGUGCUAGUGGGCCCGACGAAGAAUGGCCACGACCACGUUCUGCAGUGGUGGAAAAGCUGUGGUCUGCGGGUUGAAUUCAAGACUUGCGACAUUGAAGAAGCGCUUGAGGAUGCAGAUCCCAGCUCUGGAGCUGAGGGUCGUGUUCGGCGUUGGUGGGAGCGGAAUGGGCUUAACCUUGGAGUUGGUACGAGUGAGUGGAUGAGAUCGAAGGUUCUCCCCGGGUUCGGGCGGGCCUUGGAAUUGCUGAGUCAAGGCCCAGCCCGCAGCUGUGGCUCAAAGACUCCACUAGUAAAUCGCAACUAUCCUACAACAACCUCUGACCCAACCAAUUACUUGCCAAUCAAUUCUGCAGAUGCUGGCACACCGGGCCCUGCCACGUGCGCUGCGCGCUUCAAAGCCAAGAGCAAUAUCAACCCGCACGCGACAGCCAUCACAGGCUUAUUACAAUACCCCGUCAACUGGCAUCAAUGGCCUGCACAGCGUCACAAGAAAGAGACGGAGCGUCGCUCAAAAUCACUAUCCGCUAUUCCAAGCUUUGCUGUGCCACCUCUCAUGUUCAUCGGGCUCCUACUCGGUCUAUGGACCUGGAAAUGCCUUUGGAUCAUCAUCAUGCAGAACAAGCUCCUCUACCUAUCAUGGCUGCCUCCUUUUACAAGAUCCGAUGUAAUUUCGGAUUACGAGGCUGAAUGUAGACCGGUGCGGUGGGAGGAGAAGCAGAUUCGCAGUUUGGAUGGGACUAAAUUGGCUGUUUGUGAGGGACACAUUCCGGUUCCUCGCAAGGACCAUGAGUCUGUUUCAAAUCUUAGCGCUUUACAAAAUAAAGAUCAGGCAAACCUGAAGCCAAAACGAAAAAGAUCCGUUGUCAUCUGCUACUUCCAAGGCAAUGGCGGAUCGACCCCUAUGCGAUUACCUAUUCUCUCUCACAUUUUACGCGCAAUUGCUGAAUCUUCAAGAUCGACUUCAUCCCCUAUGUCUGGGUCUGAGGCCCCUCAAUAUACUAUCGCUGCUCUAUCAUACCGUGGCUACUGGACAUCUUCCGGUCGUGCCACACAGUCCGGCAUUGAGAUGGAUGCCCAAGCAUUCUUGAAUUGGGUUUCAGAAACAUAUGCUUCCCCAGAUACCGAUCUUGAGAUUAUAAUUUGGGGGCACAGCCUAGGUGCUGCUGUUGCAAGCUCAGCGGCCUCUACAUAUAUUCCCCGUCAACAUGAAGAGCAAACAUCCUCAAAUUCAAGCAGCAAAAAGCCUCUGGCGCCUAUUACCAGGCUCAUUCUGGAGGCGCCAACGUCCAGCAUUAAAGAUAUGCUCAUCAGCCUCUAUCCUCAGAAAUGGCUUCCAUACAGGUAUCUUUGGCCGUUCUCUUGGAAUACCUGGGAUAUCAAGGCGAAGAUGCAACAAAUGGCUACAUGGAGAGACCAACCUAGGUCUCAAAUCGCCAACUCUGAAGCUACAGCAUCAAUACCUCGCUCGCUUCCGCCGAUCUUCCUUCUAGCUGCGGAGAAAGAUGAAGUCAUUCCAGAAUACGUACCAGGCCAGUUAGAACAACAUGCCAAGUCUCUCGGCUUAGAGAUCGAGAGGAAAGAUGUCCCUGGCGCCAUGCAUAUAGAAGGACCACUCAAACUGGAUGGUAGGAAGGCAAUG